Microplitis demolitor is the source of this 2197-nucleotide messenger RNA. RefSeq names its product protein FAM76A. NCBI's taxonomy places the organism in Eukaryota, Metazoa, Arthropoda, Insecta, Hymenoptera, Braconidae. The record is from RefSeq and is a predicted model, not a curated record. The transcript is spliced from 7 exons. The coding region runs from base 825 to 1814 and encodes 329 amino acids.
AUUUAUUGAACUGACUUAUACCAUUUUAUUUUGAAUUAAAUAAAUAUUUCCAAUUAUUUAAUAUUACUACAAAUGGUCAGGAAAUUUUUUAAUUAUUUGACUGGAAUACCUGGAAAAGUCAGAGAAUUUCAGUUUCAAAAAUCUGUGGUCGCCAUGUAUCAUAAAGUAAUAAACAGCUUAAUUUAUAUUCAAUUGAAAAAUACUAUAUUGUUGAUAAUAUCAACAAUAAUAACAUAAAAAAUUUUAUCAGAGACAAAUUGUCGGUAACAAUUUUCUUAAAAUUAAAAAAAAAAAUUAAAGAACUGGAUAAGGAUUAAAAAUUUUGAGAUUUAAAUUUUCGCGGAAAAUAAAGAUUAAGGAUUAAACAUAAAAAAAUAUAUUUAGUAAUAUAUAUUUGGCAGCACUGGUGACUCUGCUGCCGGUUUCUGAGAAGAGAGAACAAAAAAUUGUAUAGUGAGUGAGAUAGUAAUUUUUAGUUAAUGUCGAGUCAAGUAAAGUUUUGUGUGUUCGGUGUUGUUUGUGCUUCCGUAAUAAUUUAUGUAUUAAAAAAUAAUAAUAACUACUUAAUGUAAUGAAAGUGUUUUAUUUUUAUUAUUUUAUAUUAUUUAUAUAAUUAAAAUAUAUACAUGUGGAUACAUAUAUAUUAAUUCAAAUAAAACAUUAAAUUUUAUAAAACACAUUGCUACUAAAACCUUUCAAAGCAUUAUUAACAAAUAUUACAUUUAAAUAAAUAAAUAUUUAAAAAUAAAUAAAAUUUGUUAAAUAAAAGGACCAAUAUUUUAAGGAUUACUCAUAAAAUAAAAAAUAUAAUUUAUUUUGAGAAAAUGAGUUCUAAUAAUGUGAAAGCGUUAUUUGCGUGCUCACGGUGUUUCUCAAGACACCCCUUUGAAGAAUUAUCUCCUGGCCAACAGCUGUGCAAGGAAUGUCGUGGUUCAUUUCCUGUGGUUAAGUGUACAUACUGCAGAUCUGAAUUUCAGCAAACAAUAAAAGGUAACACGUGCACAAUUUGCAAGAAAUGCGAGCAAAAUGUUAAGGCUUAUGGUAAACCAUCGGCUUGUGAAUACUGUAAUACUAUUGCGGCAUUUAUUGGUAGUAAAUGUCAAAGAUGUACCAAUUCGGAAAAACGUUAUGGUCCUCCAGUAACUUGUGAGCAGUGCAAACAAAAGUGUGCAUUUGAUAGACAAGAUGAAGACAAAAAGGUUGAUGGUAAACUAUUAUGCUGGCUUUGUACAUUGUCGUAUAAAAGAGCACUGGCUAAAACAAAACAAUCGGAUGCAGAUAGAAGAGCACAUUUGAAACUUGCACAUGAUCGUGCUACUAAACACAAGGAGCAAAAAUUAAAAGGGCAUAAUAAACGGCCGCAUCGUGUUGACGUUACGAAAUUGCCUCCUCAAACAGAAUCUCCAGAAGUAAACGGACCAGCGCCAAUAAAAGUUGCACGAAUGGUUGGAGUUCAUGAUCCUCAUGAUCCCAAUAGUUCUGAUCAUGUCGUUGCUGUUACACAGCUCAAAGAGAAAAUAGCUCAUUUACAAAAACAAUUAUCACUAAAAGAUAGUCAAUUACUUACCAAGGAUAGACAAAUAACCGAUUUAAAAGCUAAAAAUUUUACCGCGGAAGCAGAAUUACGUAAUAAAAUGAAAGCUACUGAAAAAGAAUAUGAUAGUAAAGUAGCAACAAUGCAGUCAAAAAUAUCUGGUCUUUUGAAAGAAGUGGCGACUUUGUCGAAAAGUACGAAACGUGCUGAUCGAUUGGCUGCUACGAAAAAUGAUGCCAGUACCAAUAGUGGAAGUGGUACAGACAGUCCUAUACCUUGAUAAGGAAUUUGUUUAGAUGAAACAACGUGCAUAUUAAAUGUCCAACUUUUAAAUAUAAAUAGCAAAUUUUUUCCAUCUUACAAAAUACGAAAAAAAAAAAACUGUAUUAUUUUUAUAAUUAUCAAUAAGAACAAAUUAUCCUCAAUGUUCCAUGAGUAUACAUCAUUAUUCGAUUUGAUAUUGAGGAUUAGGAUUAAAAUAAUAAUAAUAAUAAUAAUAAUAAUAAUAAUAAUAAUAAUAAUCAGAGCAAUUUUAAAUAUUGCUGUGAAUUGAAUUUGUGUUGUAGACUUUUUUGUUUGACUAAAAAAAAACAGUGUCCGUUAAUUAGUAUCAGUCUUGAUUGUAAAAAAAUAAAAUUGUAAUUUGACGCAUAAUUUGAAAGU